Molecule: messenger RNA, 1614 nt
Organism: Guillardia theta CCMP2712
Lineage: Eukaryota; Cryptophyceae; Pyrenomonadales; Geminigeraceae
Exons: 6
Coding region: 1-1614 (537 amino acids)
Source: RefSeq, a predicted model, not a curated record
AUGAAGAAGUACAUGUUGGCUGAUCUGAAGCUAGAGAUUCAACCUCGCGAGUCGAAAGUUUACAUCCCCUCCUGGCAUCAACACCCUGAUCUCUCGCAGCUGAAGAAGAGCCUUAAGCACCGUCUCAAGACUCAACUUCUUCACUUCGAGGUCGUCACUGGCGGGAUUACACUUGGCGGCCUGCCUAUCGGCACGGAUGGAUUUCAUGCUAGUCAGCUCCGAGCGAAGGUUUCUACCCUCAACGAAGAGCUCUCGAAGCUCGGGCUCGUCCAGCAUGGCUUCAUGUUCAAGACGCUGGUGAGGGCGAGCCAUCUUCAGAAGCUCCGCUUCUUCUUCCAGGGGUCAUCUCCGUUUCUCCCGUGGGUCCAGUCACAGAUUCGUCUCUUUGACCUCUCUGUCCACCUGGCGCUUGAGAAAUACCACGGCAGUGUCCGACGGAAUGUGAUGGAUACCUGCAAACGCCGAUCCUCCAAGCUUCCCACGGCGCAUGACAACCUUACUCGUACGAUUCGGUCGAUGCUGAACGAAGCUGGUCUUCAGAGUGUCAUCGAUACAGUACCCUCCCAUCCUCAUGGCCGCAAGAUGAAGGGCGAUAUCCACAUCCCUGGAAUCCGCGAUCGAGGGUCCGAGCAGUACGAGGGCUUGAUGGCGGACGUGACGUUGGUCCACCCUUACAUUGGUAGCUCUGCCGACCUGACCAAGUGGGGGGAGGUCAACCUCGACGCCCUCCAUGUUGCAGCGUCUGAGAAGAUUCGCAAACAUCGCGCUGCAUAUGCUAUGACUACUCCUCCUCGAGCGUUCAUCCCUCUUGCCAUCUCGACGGACGGUACCCUGCAUCCUGACACCCUCCGCUUCAUCUGGUAUCUCGCGGACAUCAUUGCUCAGCGCUCGAUGCCUCUUGAGGAUGCGGCUCGGCGUUUGCUGACGCUGGAGGCGCUCUUGUCUGGUGCGAGGCGCAUGACGCCCUUGCGGGCGCAAGCACUUCUCGAGCCAGAGGACAGCUCCUCCUCGGACUUUGUCGAGUCGCCCGAGGAGGAGUCUUCGCCGGAGGUCUCCGACUCCGAUGGGGGAAACACGUCGAGUGGCGCCGACGAUCGGCGCGGAGCUGGCGACUCGGAGGCGUCUCCGUCCCUCACUGUGACGUCGGGUGCCUCCGGAGAGCUCGACACCCCUGGGGUGCUUGCUGCUGGUCCGAGCUCGCCUGCUUCCUCCCCGGCAUCGGUCGGGUCACGCCGGUCCUUGGGCAUUGCCGCGGCGUCGCCGCCGUCACGGGCGGCUACCACUGACUCGGCUACCGCUGACUCGGAGGCUAGCGAGGAGGACUACCUCGAGCGGUACCGUGUUCCUGUGUCCAGCCUCCCUCCGUCCGCUGCCCCAGGCGGACCCCCGGGCAGCGCCGGCUCCUUGUCGGCGGCUGCCCUUUCUCCGUCCGCGGCCGCCCGCUUUGUGGCGGCAGCGGACGUCUCGACUGACAGUGGUCAGUCGGCUGCCUCCGGGCUGCUUGUCUGCGCGGCUUCGCGCAUGGGCUUCGGCUGCUUGUCUGCGCGGCUUCGCGCUUGGGCUGGCGCUGCCGCGUCUGGCUUCUCGCUGUGGACUGUGUGCCUGGAGGUUUAG